Ciona intestinalis (vase tunicate) is the source of this 2140-nucleotide messenger RNA. NCBI's taxonomy places the organism in Eukaryota, Metazoa, Chordata, Ascidiacea, Phlebobranchia, Cionidae. The record is from RefSeq and is a predicted model, not a curated record.
GCAUUAAGGUGCACGUGCGGCCGAUUAAUCGUUAAUGAUUGAUAGAGUAUGUCCACCUACGGCAAACACUCCCUCCGGCUAUUAUGAACAAGUUUGCCUAUUUUUCCGGUCAAAAGGGCAAAGAAGCAUCUGUUAUAAAAUGCUCAAGCAGUUUUUAUUAAUAUGUGUAGUUGCUGCAUUUUUGCCACGAUUUCUGACUUGGUAUUAUUCUGUUACCAUCAACCAACCAGAUGAAGAGUACGAUUUCAUAAUCGUUGGUGCCGGCACGACCGGAAAUGUGAUCGCAAACCGACUUACUGAAUCUUCAAACGUAAGAGUUUUAGUAGUGGAAGCCGGAGACGAUGCGUACCCAAACCCUCUCUUGUCCAUUCCACUGUUGGUCCCAUUCCUGCAGCAAACGUCCACAGACUGGAUGUACAGAAGCGAACCGCAACAACAUGCUUGCAAAAAACACGGCGACAGGGUCAGUUUGUGGCCGAGGGGUAAAGUGAUUGGGGGUUCAAGUUGUUACAAUUAUAUGAUGUACGUUCGUGGGGACAAACACGAUUAUGAUGAAUGGGCAGCAGAGGGCGCUAUUGGGUGGGAUUACAAGAAUAUUCUCCCUUUCUUUAAAAAGUCACAAAAUGUUGGAGACCCGGAAUUAUCAAAGGAAUACCACGGGACCAAAGGUUUUAUAAACACAGGAUAUUCCUACACCUCGCCUAUGGCAGAAACGUUUAUAAAGGCGGGACAGAAGAUCGGGUACGAAAGUGGAGACUACAACGCAGAAAACACGAUAGGCUUUCAUCGUCUGCAAUCCUCAAUACAUAAAGGGUUGCGUCAGAGUUCGAACGAAUACCUGGGUUCAAUCGUUCAAGAGAGAUCUGAUCGACUGCACAUUGUCGGCCGUGCUCACGUGCGCCAGAUAGUGUUCGAAGAUGGGGAGGACGGAAGAAAGCGAGCAUCGGGAGUAAUCUACGUCAGAGAUGACGUAGAGGUGAAAGUUAGAGCAAGGAAGGAAGUUAUAGUGAGCGGGGGUGCUGUGGGAAGUCCACAACUUCUCAUGUUAUCAGGGAUUGGACCCAAACAACAUCUUAACGAUAUGGGGAUAAAACUUGUUGCCGACCUGCCCGGCGUUGGACAAAACAUGCAAGAUCACGUCAUGGCAAUGGCUCCUUUCUAUGGCAGUAAGAUUCCAUCGAAAUCGACAAUCAAUGAUUUUACGCUGUUUACUGGACUCCCAGAUUACUUAAUGGGAAAUGAAGGACCAAUAGCGACAUCUGGAAUCGACGCUACUGCUUUCAUUCGAUCCCCAAUCACCAAGCGAAAAAGUCCGGAUGUACAGUUCAUACAACAAUCGGCAGAAUGGUCAACUCUAGGUUCCAGUUUAAAUCAAAAGAUAGUAAACAUUGGAGAGCAAGUCAUGGAAAAAAUGUACGAAACCGCUAAUGUUCGGGGCAGCAGAAUUAUUUACAACUUUGUUAUAUACAACGUACUCUUAAGACCCCGAAGCGUAGGAGAAAUCAAACUACGAACAAACAGUUACAAAGACCAUCCUAUCAUUCAACCGAACUACUUGUCUAAUCAAACAGAUGUAGAUACUAUGAUUGAAGGGUACAAGGUUCUAGAAAAGUUGGAACAGACAAAGCAUUUCGAAGACAUUGAAGCGAAGAUGGAUUUUUCAGCCAUGGGUUGUGGAGAUGCAACAGAACCACCAAGAUCAGCGGAGUUUUACGAGUGUGUAAUCCGGGCGAUUACAUUGAAUGUAUAUCAUGCAGUUGGAACAGCGAAGAUAGGAGCUCCGGAUGACGUCAUGGCGGUGGUGAAUCCCCGAUUACGAGUUUAUAAAGUGGAGGGUUUACGGGUGGCGGAUGCUUCAGUAAUGCCAAGUAUUCCAUCAGCAAACACGCAAGCUGCGUGUUACAUGAUCGGGGAGAAAGCAGCCGAUAUGAUCAAAGAAGAUUGGAAGCUUUAAACUUUAAGUGCUUUUUACAAAAUGUCAUUGCUACACAAGGACAACCUUGCAUCAUUACCGUGAAGUUGGGUGUUUUUUGAAGCAAUAUACACUUUCUUACUCUAUAAUUGAAUUAAACUUGUAAAAUUUUAAAGUAUGUUUGAUUAAAUUAAUCGUUAAUUAAACGCAAUAACUAUGCGGUUUUAA